CCUUCUUUCGUUCCUUUUCUGUGAACCUACAACUUCAGUAGCAGAGAAAUGGGUUCUCUAAUGAGCGGAUGGAACUCUCCCGUUCUUGAUCCUAAAUCAGUCAAGUUCAAGAGAAAUCGGUCGCUUACGAAGGACGAAAUCGAAGCUUACUGGAAAUCGAAGAAGAAAUCUGAGGAAGAACAUCUCAGAGCGAUUUCUAUGCCGGUGGACCGUUAUAUUGAUCGCGAAACAGUCGGAAUAGACUACAAAAGAUCGAGUUCGUUUCCGCCCGCGAAGGACGUUUCGGCGGAAGCAGAAUUUGCAGAGAACGAUUUGGAGAGGGAAAACCUAGAGAAAUUGAAGAAAAUAGGCUGGUGGACAAGGAGUAAUUCGGCGUUUCUGAACGAACCGCCAGUCCUCGACGGCGCUACAAAAGGUUACGCGUCGUUGUACGGCGUCGCCGACGUGGCCUCGUGUAAGUUGAAUCACAGUAAUGGAGUCGGUAGUUAGUUACGCUGGAACUGUGUUGGAAGAAAAAAGAGAAGUUAAGAUAAGAAUAUUAAUAAUUUUAUGUAAAAUUAAUAUACUAUAAAUAUGUAUUAUAUUUAUAUACUUAUUGUAAGAUUUCUGUUCUGUUUGGUUUGUAAUUUGGGAUUUGAAACUCUAAUUUACGUUAA
This is a messenger RNA of Benincasa hispida (wax gourd), 656 nucleotides long. Its product is annotated as DNA polymerase epsilon catalytic subunit A. The record is from RefSeq and is a predicted model, not a curated record. Lineage: Eukaryota; Viridiplantae; Streptophyta; Magnoliopsida; Cucurbitales; Cucurbitaceae.